AUGUUAAUACAAGCAGAACAGCUAAAUGAGCAAAAAGAUACAAGUAUAUAUGAAAAGAAUGAAAAUAAUAAUAUGAUAAAUACAGUUCAAAACGCAGAAAUGGAGACCCAAUGUAACACAACUGAUCACGAUACGUCACAUAUGUCUAGCAAUAUACAGGAUUACACACAUAGCAAGCUGCCUGUACAGCAUGAGCAACUAACUGUGGAGCAAAUGAACGCAUUACAACGACAAAGACGGUACCAACCAAAUUUAGUUGGUAGACCCACUGCUGGGAAAUAUACAUUGGAUGAUUUUAAAAUCAUGCAAACUCUAGGAACAGGCUCCUUUGGUCGUGUUCAUUUGGUUAGAUCAAAUCAUAACGGUAGGUUCUACGCAUUAAAAGCACUAAAAAAAAGAAUAAUUGUUAAAUUGAAACAGGUGGAACAUACAAAUGAUGAAAGAUUGAUGCUUUCAGUAAUAUCACAUCCCUUUUUAAUUAGAAUGUGGGGGACCUUUCAAGAUUCAAGACAGGUAUUCAUGGUAAUGGAUUUUAUAGAAGGUGGUGAAUUGUUCUCGUUAUUAAGAAAGUCUCAAAGGUUUCCAAACCCAGUGGCUAAAUUUUAUGCUGCAGAAGUUUGUUUAGCAUUGGAAUAUUUGCAUAGUAAAGAUAUAAUAUAUAGAGAUUUAAAACCAGAAAAUAUUUUAUUGGACAAGAAUGGACAUAUUAAAAUGACAGAUUUUGGAUUUGCAAAAUAUGUUCCCGAUGUGACGUAUACACUUUGUGGUACUCCUGACUACAUUGCACCAGAGGUGGUUGGAACAAAGCCAUAUAAUAAGUCUGUGGACUGGUGGUCUUUUGGUAUUCUAAUAUAUGAAAUGUUAGCAGGCCAUACACCAUUUUAUGAUUCAAAUGCAAUGAAAACAUAUGAAAAUAUUCUUAAUGCUAAAUUAAGAUUUCCACCAUUCUUUAAUGAGGAUGUAAAGGACUUAUUGAUGGGGUUAAUCAAUAGGGAUUUGAGUCAAAGAUUGGGUAAUUUGCAAAAUGGAACUGAGGAUGUGAAAAACCAUCGAUGGUUUAGUGAAGUAGUCUGGGAAAAACUGUUAACAAGAAAUAUUGAGACACCAUAUGAACCUCCGAUUCAACAAGGUCGUGGUGAUACUUCUCAGUUUGACAGAUACCCAGAAGAAGAAGUUGACUAUGGUAUACAAGGUGAGGAUCCAUAUGCUUCCUUAUUUGUGGGAUUUUAA
Arxiozyma heterogenica is the source of this 1230-nucleotide messenger RNA. Its product is annotated as cAMP-dependent protein kinase. Gene Ontology annotation, biological process: protein phosphorylation. NCBI's taxonomy places the organism in Eukaryota, Fungi, Ascomycota, Saccharomycetes, Saccharomycetales, Saccharomycetaceae. The record is from RefSeq and is a predicted model, not a curated record. Gene Ontology annotation, molecular function: protein serine/threonine kinase activity; ATP binding. Gene Ontology annotation, cellular component: nucleus. The coding region runs from base 1 to 1230 and encodes 409 amino acids. The transcript has a single exon.